AUGGGUUCCGACGCCCCUUCCGCCGCCCGAGCGUCUUACCAGCCUGCCACCUCCUUCCCUGUGGGCGACUUUUUGCCCAAUGGCACCCAUACCGACCCUCCUCCGGAUCCCGCCACCAGUGGCUUCAAGCUCAAUCACUUCAUGCUCCGGAUACGUGACCCCUCGCGCUCCCUACCCUUCUACAUCGAUCUCCUCGGCAUGCGCACCGUCUUUACCAUGAACACCGGCCCCUUCACAAUUUACUAUCUAGGCUACCCCCAAACCGAGAACCACGCCACCGACCUGGCCACCUUCGGCCAAGACACCUGCGCCCAGCUGCAGCACACACUCGGCCUGCUCGAGCUCUACCACGUGCACGGCAGCGAAACCCAACCCGAAAACUACUACGAGACCGGCAACCGCCCGCCCGCGCUGGGGUUCGGCCACCUGGGCUUCACUGUGCCGGACGUGCCGGCUGCUCUGCGCCGGUUGCGCGCUGCUGGCGUGCCUGUAGUCAAGGAACUCGGUAAGGGGACCACGACGCGGCGCGCGAUCCCGCUCAGCGAGGAAGAGGAGAAGUCGGGCGUGGGAUUGGGUGAGCUGCAUGAGGGUUAUGCGGCCGUCUUUGAUAAUAUCGCUUUUGUGAGCGAUCCUGAUGGCUAUCUGGUGGAGCUGGUGCCGCAGAAGAUGGAUCCGCUUGCGCCAGGCGCGCCAGAAUGA
Messenger RNA from Cyphellophora europaea CBS 101466, 699 nucleotides. Its product is annotated as lactoylglutathione lyase. The transcript is spliced from 3 exons. The record is from RefSeq and is a predicted model, not a curated record. Lineage: Eukaryota; Fungi; Ascomycota; Eurotiomycetes; Chaetothyriales; Cyphellophoraceae. Bases 1 to 699 code for a protein of 232 amino acids.